UUUGCUUCUAUACGAAUUUCACCAUUUGGUUUCUGUUUGUAAAAUUUCAGAUCUGAGUUCCGGAUUUCAUGGCAAUGAUUUAAAGCUUUGUUUAACGAGUGAAGCAUUUACUAUUCAGUUCCUUUUCUUUAUUUUUCAACUAAAUUGAAUUUUUCCUAUCAUUUCAGUGCUGUAAGAUUCUCAAGAACUGAUUAAAUUGUGGGUCACCUCAUGCCAACAACAAUGAUUCUCUUUUCCUAGCUUCCUAGUUUAAAUUUCAUUAAUGUUUUCAUGUUCCCUGUUUCGCAUUUGAUUGUCGGUUUUCUUCCCUUGUACAUCGAGUUGCAUCAUCUUUGUCUCUUCUGAUGUGACUGUAGUUUUGGUGCAGUUGGCUUAGUAUAGAUUGCUUUCGCGGGGAUUCCUGCUUGAAUUGUUUGAAUUUGCUCAAAGAAACUGUCUCUCUGUUGCUGCGACUGUGGUUUGAAGGUGUGAAUGGGAGGAAUUUAGUGGGAUCAAUGUGUGUCGUUUAGUAGCUGCUAUGGAAAGGAGAAUUGAGUUGAACAAAGUUUGAAAAAUUUGGAGUUUACCUUGUACAACAACCAAAGAUGAUAGGAAGGAAGAACAUGGGACGGGCAUCACCUCUGUUUCUAGUGCUGGUGGCACUAGGGUUUUUCUUUGCAACAUAUAACUUGUUAACAAUGAUGAUUCAAAACAGAGGGAAAGGGGUAACUGAUGAUUUGGAUGGUGGAUCAUUUUCUGAUCCUAUUAUGCAAAUGCCUAAGAAUGUGAAGAUGACAACAGGAGGUACUAAAGUUCCGUUUCAUGUUGCCUUGACGGCAACUGAUGCUCCGUACAGCAAAUGGCAGUGUCGCAUUAUGUACUAUUGGUAUAAGAAGGUGAAGGACUUGCCUGGGUCAGAUAUGGGAGGGUUCACUAGGGUUCUGCAUUCAGGAAAUCCUGACAACUUGAUGGAUGAGAUCCCAACAGUCGUAGUUGAUCCUCUUCCAGCAGGUCUAGAUAGGGGGUACAUUGUCUUGAAUAGACCAUGGGCUUUCGUUCAAUGGCUGGAAAAGGCAACAAUUGAAGAGGAAUAUAUACUUAUGGCAGAGCCUGAUCACAUCUUUGUAAAUCCUUUGCCUAACUUGGGACAUGGAGGAUAUCCAGCUGCGUUCCCAUUUUUCUACAUUAAACCUGCUCAGCAUGAGAAAAUAAUAAGAAAAUUCUAUCCUGAGGGGAAGGGCCCUAUAACAGAUGUUGAUCCAAUUGGCAAUUCUCCCGUUAUUAUCAAAAAGUACUUGCUGGAGCAAAUUGCACCUACAUGGAUGAAUGUAUCUUUGAGGAUGAAAGAUGAUCCAGAGACUGAUAAAGCUUUUGGAUGGGUGUUAGAAAUGUAUGCAUAUGCUGUUGCAUCUGCAUUGCAUGGUGUCCAACAUAUUCUUCGCAAAGAUUUUAUGCUACAGCCCCCAUGGGAUUUGGAAGUUGGCAAAAGGUUCAUAAUUCAUUACACUUAUGGAUGUGACUAUAAUAUGAAGGGUGAGCUAACAUAUGGAAAAAUUGGGGAGUGGCGCUUUGACAAGAGAUCCCAUCUUCGUGGUCCUCCACCAAGGAACCUCUCCUUGCCUCCUCCUGGAGUUCCUGAAAGUGUGGUCACACUCGUAAAAAUGGUGAAUGAGGCUACUGCAAAUAUUCCUGAUUGGGAACAGAAUAGUACUGGCUGAGCUAGAAGAUGAACUUGACAAUCCUAAUUUUUUGAACUUUCUUCUUACAGUGUAUACCAUAGGGAGAUAUUUGUAUACAAAGCACAAGGUAAAUAGUUUGGAAAUGAGAAAAGAAAGGUAUGGAAAGAAAACAAUCUGUAUCAACAUUUAUUGAUCACUACAUUCUUCUCAAUGCAUUGUUACUUACCUUUUGUUCAGUUUUGUUUGAUAAUUACUCUUGGAAAGCUUCUUUCAUUGGUUGUGCCAGGCAGGGGUUGCAAU
This is a messenger RNA of Telopea speciosissima, 1958 nucleotides long. Its product is annotated as hydroxyproline O-arabinosyltransferase NOD3-like. The record is from RefSeq and is a predicted model, not a curated record. Gene Ontology annotation, molecular function: glycosyltransferase activity. Bases 585 to 1697 code for a protein of 370 amino acids. The transcript has 8 exons. Lineage: Eukaryota; Viridiplantae; Streptophyta; Magnoliopsida; Proteales; Proteaceae.